AUGCUGUUACUCGCAGUAUUUCUUAUAAUACAAUCCUUAAGGAUACAUUCUUCAGUUGUUUCUUCUAAUGAUUUCUUGCCAUUAAUAUUACAAUAUGAUACAAAUGAAUUAAGUACCAAUGAUUUUGUACCUUUGGAUCCCGAAAGAGUGAAACGGGCUUCCGAUCCAGAUGAUCUUCCUAGUUAUACCAUUCCUCCUGAUUAUGAGGUUCAGGAAGACUCGAUUGAUCAUACUUACUACAUCAAAAGGUUUUACAAUAACACUGGAGAUCUAGAGAAACACUUCGUCAACGUCGACGAAAUGCUGAAGAAAAAAGGAGUAGUAGGAAACAGCAGUCAUCCUCUUCUCUCUGGGAGUUACAGGAGAGCUGUGGGAGCCAAAUUAACAUUUUCUUUUCCAUUCUACGGCCAUUAUAUGAAUAAUCUCACAAUUGCCACGGGGGGUUUCAUUUACAUCGGAGAUCAAACCCAUAAUUGGCUUGCUGCUACGCAAUACAUAGCUCCUUUAAUGGCGAACUUCGACACAAAUGUCACGGGUUCUAAUAUCAUUUUCGCUGAUGAUGGUGAGAAGUUCGUGGUCGAGUGGCGAAAAGUUCAACUGCGGGAACAAACUGAAGAAGGUCAAUUCACUUUCCAAGCUAUUUUACACAAAAAUGGAGACAUCGUUUAUGCCUAUAAGGAUAUUCCCAUGGAGCAUAUCGGAAAUAUUAGUGAUGCUAACCAUCCGGUUAAAGUUGGAAUUAGCGACGCUUAUCUCUUUAAGCACAUUGCUCCUAUAGGAUCUUCAACAUCGAACCCAAAACGAGUCAUUUAUGAGUAUCAUAGAAUCGAAAUACCUUCUUCCGAAGUAAAAUCUGAUGUUGUCAUAUUUUUAGAAGCACAGCCAACAUGUAUUGGCUUAAAAACAUGUGAAAAAUGUACAAACACAACUUUAAAAUAUUUUCAUUGCUCCUGGUGUAAUGGAGAUAGUGGAUCUUUCUGUACGGAUGAAGCUGGACUACACCGUCGUCGACAAGAUUGGAUUGAAGCGAAGUGCCAACUUAAUAGUAAGAGCGAUGUAUGCUCCUCUGAUGAUUCGGCGAAACUCCGAGUUUAUGAUAACAUGGAUGCUCCAACGAUUGCUAGAAAUCGAAUGCAUAAUACAGUUGAAACGCAAAAUAACGGGGUAGCGGGUCUUGUGUUUUUCUUGGGUUUAGCAUUGUGUGCCAUUGGUUGGGUAACUUAUGCCUAUUACAAUCCUCAUACAACAAGUGGUCAAUUUUUAAUCAAAUAUCGUCCUUCACGCUGGCACGUACCAAAUAGUCAUGUAAGAUAUAGCGCCUCUUCUGUGCACAUGUAA
Messenger RNA from Auanema sp. JU1783, 1338 nucleotides. NCBI's taxonomy places the organism in Eukaryota, Metazoa, Nematoda, Chromadorea, Rhabditida, Rhabditidae. The record is from the annotation of a GenBank genome assembly.